AUGGCCAUUGACAAGCAGCACAAGUUGCUGCUCUUUGGAGCUGCCGCAGCAGUGCGGUUGCUCGCUUUCACUGUCUUUCCUGCACUACCACACCUCCUCGCCGGGCGUGUCGAGGUGUCAACACCAGUGACGAGUUUCAAGAGACUACAAGAAGGUGUCUUCCUCUACACCCACAAUGUCUCUCCCUACGACGGCGGCGUUUACCACCAGGCACCCCUCCUGCUGCCUCUCUUCUCCCUCUUCCCCAACCCGGCCUAUGCCCCGCUGGCGACCAACGUCUUCUAUACCAUCGUGGACCUGCUGAGCGCCAAUGCGCUGGCUCAAGUGGCAGAGAGCGGCUUCGCGUCAGUAACGCGACUGUUCGCUUCACCGCGGAGGGACUUGCGAUGGAGCAGUACCGCUAUCGCAGCAGGUUUCCUGUUCAACCCCUUCACAGUUGCCACAUGCAUCGCACGCUCCACUUCGGCCCUCACCAACCUCUUCAUCCUCACAGCCAUGGCCAAGGCCUCUCAAGGCGCCAGCUUCACCUUCAUUCUAGCCACGGCCUUCGCUUCGUACUUUGCCAUGCACCCAAUACUCCUCUUCCCUCCGCUGAUGGUCCUCCUCUACGAUGCAAAGACACUAAAGACAAAGACCGCGCCAAACGUCACGUCCUUCAUCACAACCCACACUGUUGGCUUCGCAGUCGCAAUAGGUGCUCUGCUGACUGGCUCUGCAUUGUUAAUGGAUUCAUGGAACUUCCUGUCGGCGACGUAUGGUGUGCGUCUUCUUUUGCCUGACCUCACGCCCAAUGUGGGACUCUGGUGGUACUUCUUCAUUGAGAUGUUCGACUCUUUCCGCGAGUUCUUUCUUGGCGUAUUCUGGCUACACGCGGCGUCGUAUAUGCCUGGCCUUACCAUUCGCCUUCACAAGCAGCCAUUGUUCGUCGCAUGCUGCUUGACCGGCGUGUUUGCCAUCUUUACACCCUACCCGAGCAUAGCGGAUGCUGCGCUCUACCUUUCCUUGGUGCCCAUGUUUCGCCAUCUGUUUCCUCUCAUGCGUUAUACUUUCUUGGCAUCAGCGAGCAUCCUGUAUACAUCAUUCCUGGGCCCUGCCUUCUACCAUUUGUGGAUUUAUGCUGGAUCGGGUAAUGCUAAUUUCUUUUAUGCCAUCACACUGGUCUGGAGUUUGGGAUUGUCCAUCAUCCUGGGAGACUCGCUAUAUGCGGCACUGAGGGACGAACUUGACGUGGAAAGACCCGAAUUACAGGGUAAAGAAGUGCGCAGGAUAUAG
Messenger RNA from Alternaria atra, 1272 nucleotides. RefSeq lists its product as uncharacterized. Gene Ontology annotation, cellular component: membrane; GPI-anchor transamidase complex. The record is from RefSeq and is a predicted model, not a curated record. The transcript is spliced from 4 exons. Bases 1 to 1272 code for a protein of 423 amino acids. NCBI's taxonomy places the organism in Eukaryota, Fungi, Ascomycota, Dothideomycetes, Pleosporales, Pleosporaceae. Gene Ontology annotation, biological process: attachment of GPI anchor to protein; protein localization to cell surface.